Nothobranchius furzeri (turquoise killifish) is the source of this 1344-nucleotide messenger RNA. RefSeq names its product actin-related protein 2/3 complex subunit 1A-A. The record is from RefSeq and is a predicted model, not a curated record. Gene Ontology annotation, molecular function: actin filament binding. NCBI's taxonomy places the organism in Eukaryota, Metazoa, Chordata, Actinopteri, Cyprinodontiformes, Nothobranchiidae. Gene Ontology annotation, biological process: Arp2/3 complex-mediated actin nucleation. Gene Ontology annotation, cellular component: Arp2/3 protein complex; actin cytoskeleton.
UUGCUCAGUCACACCCACCUUCCUUCCACUCCCUUCAGUAAACCAAAGCCACUUCCUUCAGACCUGUUCCGCUCUGUUCGUGUCGACUGUCCAGAGUCCACGAACCAGCUCCUAUCUCAGGUGACCAGCCUAAAGCGUCUCAUCCACAUUCCAGCCAUCUCUGCUGCUCUGCUCAGACAUGUCCCUCUAUAGUUUUGGUAUUGAGCCUCUCUCCUGCCACGCCUGGAACAAAGACAGGACUCAAAUUGCUGUGAGUCCUAACAACAAUGUCGUGAACAUCUAUGAGAAGAAAGGCAAGGACUGGAUGAAGAUCCAUGAGCUGACGGAGCACAGUGGGCGUAUCACAGGGGUUGACUGGGCACCAGAGUCCAACCGUAUUGUGACGUGUGCCUCGGAUCGGAAUGCCUACGUGUGGAGCCUGAAAGAUGGCGUGUGGAAGCCCACCCUGGUCUUGGUGCGUAUCAACCGUGCAGCGACCUGUGUGAAAUGGUCUCCUCUGGAAAACAAGUUUGCCCUGGGCAGUGGAGCUCGACUCAUCUCUGUCUGCUACUUUGAAAAGGAGAAUGACUGGUGGCUGAGCAAGCACAUCAAGAAGCCAAUGUGCUCCACAGUCCUGAGUCUGGACUGGCAUCCUAACAACAUCCUCUUAGCCGCUGGGUCAGCAGAUCUUCACUGCAGGGUUUUUUCAGCCUACAUCAAGGACAUCGAGGAGAAACCUGGACCCACGCCCUGGGGUUCCAAGAUGCCGUUCGGGGAGGUGAUGCUGGAGCUUAAGGACUGUGGUGGGUGGGUACACGGAGUUUCCUUCUCCCCCAGUGGAGACCAGCUGGCCUGGGUGGCCCACAACAGCAGCAUCAGUGUGGUGGAUGCAGCUCAAGGCAAGGAGGUGACCCAGCUGACCACUGACCACCUGCCACUCCUGAGUGUCCUAUUCGUCAGUCCCACUGAGAUCGUUGCUGCGGGACACAACUGCUGCCCCUACCAGUUCACAUAUAAAGGUCCUGGUGCUCUGGAGUUUGUGAAGAAGCUGGACAUCCCCAAGCAGACAUCUAAGGGCAGCAUGUCAGCCAUGCAACACUUCCGCAACCUGGACAAGAAGGCCACAGAGGAGGACAGCAACGAGCUCAACACGCUCCACCAGAACAGCAUCAUGCAGCUGUGCAUCGUGUCGGGGGAGAAAGGCAAAGUGGAGAAGUUCAGCAGCGUGAGUCUGGACGGAGCCGUGGGGAUCUGGACUUUUAAGCACUGAUGUAAGUUCUGGAGGCGCCGGUGGCCCGAUCGGCUCUGUUCGUUCUGGAUUUCUGUGAACCUGGUUUCAUGUGAAUAAAGAGCCUUUUGAACUGA